CCGGCGUGCGGCAGUUCGGGCAGCGUGCCUUCGUGCGACAGCCGGAGAUGUUGCAAGUGCACAAAAGCGCCUCUCUUUCCUGUGGCAGUAAUAAGGCAGCUGCGGGUGUUAAGGAGGGCGAAGCUCUAGCGCUGUGGCUGUCUGAGCGACGAAGAGCGCUCUGGAGGCGGAGAAGACACGUGAACGUGUGAACGGGGCCUUGUAGGGGACGUCUGCGGUGACUCUGAAGACGCGAGGGCGGGCUUGUGAGACGGGCCCUUCUGCCCGCCCGCCCCCCCAGAGAGCGGGAACUUUGGGAAGGGACCGUGCAAGUCCGCGCCAGCCGGGCUCAGCCUUGUCUCCCGCCCCGUCCUGCUCCCGGGGCGCAAAGGGACUGAGAGCAAGAGGCCACACGACCCCCGACGGGUUGGGGCUGCAGAGAUGUGGUGGUGCGCAGCUGGGCGCCAGCCCCGCCGAGGGCCUCCCUCCUCCUCGCUCUUGGCUCCGUGGCUGCUGCUGCUCUUGCUGGCGCCACUUUUGCUCUCUCACUCUCCGGAGGAAAAGAAGAAACGGGAUGCCGAUUUGCCUCCUAAUAUUUGUGUCAGUUGCCAUGCUAAUGCUACAUGCCAGCAAGAAAAUGGCAAACAUGUUUGCAAGUGUAUUGAUGGAUUUUGGGGUAAUGGGAGGAGUAUUUGUCAAGAUAAAAAUGAAUGUUCUCAUGGAGCAACCAAGAUGUGUGGAGAGCACAGCACAUGCCAUAAUACACCUGGAAGUUAUUACUGUGCUUGUCUUGACGGCUACCAAGCUUCCAGUAAAAACAAGACAUUUAUUCCCAAUGAUGGCACACACUGUGAAGAUAUUAAUGAGUGUAACGUCUCAGACAUCUGUGGCCUUGGAGGACAAUGUGUGAAUACCAUCGGAAGCUAUGAGUGCUACUGUAUGGAAGGAUACAGUACAGAAAAUGGAACAGAACCGUUUCAGCCACUUAUAGGCAACAUUUCAUGCAAAGUUGUGGACUGUGGGCUUCCACCUCCUCUUCCAAAUGCUUAUUUAGCUCUUGUCAACAAAACAAGCUAUGGAAACAAAGUUGUUUAUACUUGUCAUCCUCCUUAUGUCAUUGAAAGUGGAAACUGGACUGCCGUUUGCAAUUCUACAGGUCGAUGGGAAGGAGCUGAUCCAAUGUGCAAAGAAAUAGACUGCGGAAAACCACCAUGGCUUCCACAUACAAACAUUAUCUGGGAUAACACCACAACUUUAGGAAGCAGGAUAUACUAUACGUGUAAGGAAGGAUUUCAGCCUUUUAGAGGACGUAAUUUUUCACAGUGUACAAUAAAUCAGAAGUGGGAAAACAUCACUUUUGAAUGCAGAGUUGCCCAGAUUUGGCCUUCUGGGAAACUACAAAACCCAGAUAGAACUGAGAUGGAAAAAUCACUGCGGACACCCAACAAGGAAAUAAACUGCGGCCAACCUCCUUCAGUAUCUAACUCAGACAUGAUAUGGGAUAAUACCUCCACUCUGGGAAGUGUUGUGAAGUACAAAUGCAAAAAAGGUUUCUUUUCCACAAGUGUGAAAAGUACAUCGAACUGUACCAGUAAAGGAUCAUGGGAAAUCUUGGAUCUAGGAUGUACAAAAGUGCUAGGAUUUCAUAAUUUCACAGUGAAUAACUAUUGUUUGACAUGGAGGAGGCUUAAUGCUGCAGUAAACGAAACCUACCGACUUACUAUUAGGACAUUAAAUUCCUAUAAAUAUAAUUCACUAAAAAUUGCUGAUGAAUUGAAGAUUAACCUCACCACAUCUGAGGAGACUGUAAAGAUCUGUUUGCCACUACGUCGGGCGACAAACUACAGUGUGACAAUUAUUGAGGAAUCCUCCAAUAGACAUUUACGUGUGUUAUUUAAGCAACCAGUAGCUGAAAAUGAAGUUGUAUUUGGCAACAUCUCCAUAUUUAAUGACAACUGUAUUAAAUGGCAGAGAGAAUCGAGAAGAACACAAUCUGAGGAAACAUAUGUAUUUCACAUUCAGGGUCUACGCUGGUAUCAGAAGCAAUUCCACGAUAAGAGGACUCUUAAUUUAACCACACAUUUACAGACUCCAGAAGUGUGCCUUAAUUUACUUCCAGGCAGCAAUUACACUGUUAACAUCUCCACAGCAAAUCUGGAUCAUAGUGCCAUAGUCUACAUGACAACUCCAAUCUCUGAUCCACAGUCCCCAGAAGUAGGAUUUGUAUCAGCAGAAGGUUCUGCAUCCUUACUCACCCUUUCUGCAUCAUUACAAAGGAAGGCAGAAGAAAUAAAUGGACCAAUAAGUUCUUACCAAGUGAUAGCAGUUCCUUGGAGCCCGCAGUGCAACUUUUCUUGUUAUUCGUUGAGUAGCCUAACCUACUUCAGCAAGGUCGCUGACUCAGAUGGCUAUGUUGCAGCUGAAUUCCCAGCCAAGGUCCUUGCUGAUGACAUGCUGGUCUUUACUCUGGGAGACAGACUUUACUAUGGAGAAUUUUACAAUGCUCCCUUGAAACUUGGAAAAAAUUAUUGCAUUAUACUGAGGACGGUCAGUGAAUGGGAUGAGGUGAAAAAGCAAUCCUGUGUUGUCUGGGCCCAAAUUAAAGUUUCAUCAUCUCCACAGCAUGUGACUGCCGUUAUGUUAGGGUCAGUUGUUGCUGUUUGCUCCAUUCUGUUCCUAUCACUCCUUGCUGCACGAUUCUGUUCCUGAGAAAGAGCUUCAGCUCAAAACAUUGCAGCAGCACACAUAUCUUCAGCCAUGCUGGCCAGAAGGAUGUUUUCCGAUGAGAUUAGACAGUUCUGUACUGCACAGAUAUUGACAAGCAGAGUACUGCGUCAUUUUCUCAAAUGAUUCAGACGGUCUCUCUCCUCUGAUGUGUGCCUCUACUAAUCAUCUGGAGAACAGAAUGAAAGAAGACAUGGGGACCUGGAGCUGUCCAGUAUUCUUCUUGGAUGUUCAGAGCAAGCAAAUCAUUCCCAAAGCCAUGUUGUUGACUUGUGGGUUAAAUAAUGAAAGCUUUUGUUUUUCA
Molecule: messenger RNA, 3007 nt
Organism: Hemicordylus capensis (graceful crag lizard)
Lineage: Eukaryota; Metazoa; Chordata; Lepidosauria; Squamata; Cordylidae
Gene: SUSD1
Product: sushi domain containing 1
Exons: 18
Coding region: 421-2688 (755 amino acids)
Molecular function (GO): calcium ion binding
Source: RefSeq, a predicted model, not a curated record